This is a messenger RNA of Meloidogyne enterolobii, 359 nucleotides long. The record is from the annotation of a GenBank genome assembly. NCBI's taxonomy places the organism in Eukaryota, Metazoa, Nematoda, Chromadorea, Rhabditida, Meloidogynidae.
GGAUGAUGGAAGCUGAAAAAAGAAUUUUAAUGCUUGAUGGAAUUCCCGAAAUGGUUAAAGCAUUGGAAAGACAACAAAAAAGGGAAGAAAAAAGGGUGGAUAGACAUGAAGCUUUUGUUAACCAAUUUGAUAAUUUAGAAGAAUAUUUAACUAAAAUAAGAAUUUUAGAAUGGGAAAUUAGAAAAUUUGACAAUAUUGAACAAUUUGUUGAUAAAGUUAAUUUAAUGGAAAGGGAAAUAAAAAUAAAUAGGCCAAGAAUUGAUAAAAUAGAGAAUGAUACAAUAAAUAUUUGGGAAAAUGUUAGAAGGUGGGGAAAUCUAAAAGGACAUACUCCUCCAUUUUUAUCCUUUUCUGCUUAA